Molecule: messenger RNA, 3011 nt
Organism: Phragmites australis (common reed)
Lineage: Eukaryota; Viridiplantae; Streptophyta; Magnoliopsida; Poales; Poaceae
Product: protein NPGR2-like
Exons: 6
Coding region: 558-2753 (731 amino acids)
Molecular function (GO): protein binding
Source: RefSeq, a predicted model, not a curated record
UGCAUGUUUCCAACGAGCCCUCCGAUUUUUCAAAGAUUGGCCUUUCGAAGGCCAAUGAACCAGACUCGUCAACCAGCAGAUAAACAAUUCCUGGCGGGUGGCUGGUGCGGAUGGAAUUAUUCCAUCGCGUUUCUUGGAUUUGGCUCCGGAAUUUGAAGUGAUCGAGGAUCGCUUAUCCCCUUUGGACUCCCAUCUCAAUCCCAUCGCCCCUUCCGUUGCUUGCUCGGAAACCCCCACGAUCCCGGCGAUCCUUUUGGCCCCCGAUUCGGCCAAGAUCCAAUUUUUGCCGGAUUGGUGCUCGGAGCGGUCAAAGCGGGAGCAAGAUUGGACUUUGAUUAGCCAUUUCUGUUAUUUGCGGGAAGGAAGGAAGGAAGGAAGAAAGUCGGAGAUCGAGUUUUCCCUUGUACGGCGAAGGCCGUAGGGUCUAAACCUCCAGGACAACUGCUCAAAUAGGACAAAGCUAUACGGUGGUUAAAAUCGCGGGUCCCAAUAUUUGAAUACAUUACUCAAUGUAAGGUAAUUGCAACAGGGAAGGCGAAUGAACAUGACACAGCAGGAUGGUGGAUAGAAAAGAGAGGGGGAGAUUUAGUAAAUUGUUUCAUCGGAUGUCAAUGCAAUGCUUGUGCUCUGGGGAUCAGAUGAACGGGAUGGAUGAAGUGGUCCAGACAUCAGAGAAAAUAAUCAUUAAGGAUGGCAUGGCCAGCAGGUAUUCAUCUCCAAAUUUUGUGGGUGAGCAGCAUGUCAACAAUGCUCGCAUUGAGGAAGCUGAGUUGUCCCUCCAGGGGGGUGGUUCCCUUAACUAUGAGGAAGCAAGGGCAUUGCUUGGAAGGGUAGAAUACCAAAGAGGGCAUAUUGAAGAAGCACUUCGAGUGUUUGAUGGGAUAAAGAUAUCUACACUAAUUCCUGGGAUGAAAAGAUCAAUCUCUAGAAAAGUGGGGCAGCAGAAGCCCCAUUCACAUUCCAGCUCUCCGGUAAUGCCCUUCCAUGUUGUUACUAUACUAAUGGAGACUAUGUAUCUCAAAGCUAUAGCACUUCGUGAUCUUGGAAAGUUCGAAGAUGCUGCACGUGAGUGCAGUACAAUAUUGGACAUUGUUGAAUCUGCACUACCUGAGGGUUUACCAUCCAACUUUGGAAAUGACUGCAACUUGAAUGAAACAAUAUGCGGAGCAGUUGAGUUGCUUCCGGAGCUUUGGAAAUUAGGUGGUUUUCCUGUUGAAGCUAUCUCUUCAUAUAGGAGGGCUCUUGUUCGGAAUUGGAACCUUGAUGUAAAGAUCAUUGCUAGAGUACAGAAGGAAUUUGCUAUUUUUCUCCUAUACAGUGGCUGUGAAGCCUGCCCUCCGAAUCUUCAAUCUCAAUUGGAUGGUUUAUUUGUAACUCGGAACAAUUUGGAAGAAGCUAUUCUUCUUUUUUUGAUUCUGUUGAUGAAGUUCAAUCUUAAGAGGGUUGAGAGAGACCCAACUGUGAUGCAUCACCUAACUUUUGCACUGUCCGUGUCAGGUCAGUUGAAACCUCUAGUUUGUCAGUUUGAAGAACUAUUACCUGGUGUUCUAGACAAUAGAGAGUGGUUGUACAGUGUUGCUUUGUGCUACCUAGCAUCAGAAGAUGAUUUAACCGCACUGAAUCUGCUUAGAAGAGAAUUGAAGUCUGGAGAGGAUUCAAAUAGUCUCAAAGAACUUCUCCUGGCUUCAAAAAUUUGUGGUGAGAACAAUGAGCAUGCUGAAGGUGUUUUAUAUGCUCGCAGAGCCCUUGCCAAUCUAUAUGGAGGUUGUGACCAAAUGGAGGCUGUAGCGGACCUUUUGCUUGGCAUUUCCCUUUCCAAUCAAGCUAGAUAUGCUACAACUGAUACAGAGAGAGCUUCUCAGCAGCAUGAAGUAUUGGAGGUGCUUGGUAAUGCUGGAAAGAAGAUGCAUGGCAGAGAUUUUGGGAUAAUGUACAAUCUCAGCCUUGAAAAUGCUGUCCAGAGGAAAUUAGGUGCUGCAGCUCAUUUUGCCAAGAAGCUGUUGAAAUUAGAGGCUGGGUCAGAAUUGAAGACUUGGCUCCUUAUAGCUCGAAUAAUGAGUGCCCAAAAACGCUAUGAAGAUGCUGAAUGCAUUGUGGAUGCUGCGCUAGAUCAAGCUGGGAAGUGGUGUCAAGGAGAUCUGUUGCAAACCAAAGCCCAAAUUCAGAUUGCCCAGGGGCAAUUUAAGAAAGCAAUUGAUACGUAUACCCAGCUUCUUGCUGUGAUCCAACUUAGGACGACAAGUUUUGGUGCUGGGAUUUCUAUGUUGCAGGGCACUAAGGCUGAUAGAAGGCUGGAAGUAAAGACAUGGUAUGAUCUUGCCCUUUUGUACCAAAGAAUGCUGCAGUGGAAGGAUGCAGAACUUUGCAUAUCCAAGAUAAGAGCUAUCAGUCCAUAUUCCCCCAUGGCUUCUCAUGCUACAGAAGUUUACCAUGCAGGAAAGCUACAUGAAGCGAAAGGUUUUCUAAAGGAAGCUCUUCAAGCAUACUCAACAGCAUUAGACCUCGAACCUGAACAUGUACCCAGUUUGAUAUCAACUGCUACUGUUCUUCGACAGCUUGGUGAGAGGCUCGUGCCUUCUGUAAGAUGCUUCCUUACUGAUGCGCUGCGACUAGACAGAAUGAAUCAUGUUGCAUGGUUCAACCUUGGCUUACUCUAUGAAGAUGAAGGCGACAGUUCAGCACUUGAAGCUGCUGAAUGUUUUAGGGUCGCUGCUCUUCUUGAAGAAACUGCCCCAGCAGAACCUUUCAGAUGACACCAAUACUUUUGAGGGAAUGUCUAUGGUAUAGGCAACUUUGACACAUUUUUUUCAACUUUCUUGGAAAAAAAGAAGUUUUUUCCCCACUUCCUCAACUCCGACUUGUUGGAUGAGUAGUGGAUGGUGGAAAGUAGUGUAUGUAAAGUGCAUAUAAUAGAAACACAUGUACAACAGCUCCUCAGUUUUAUUUAUAUAACUAGACCUGAUAAAAUACCAGACCACACUUUUCUAGAUAUUAUCAACAUCUGUUCUUUA